Auanema sp. JU1783 is the source of this 1977-nucleotide messenger RNA. NCBI's taxonomy places the organism in Eukaryota, Metazoa, Nematoda, Chromadorea, Rhabditida, Rhabditidae. The record is from the annotation of a GenBank genome assembly.
AUGGUAGACGCAAAAAAAGACGAGCAGCAGUUGCCUUCCACAAAAGGAGUUGCUCCUCAAAAAGGUUCUGGAAGAAGAGAGUAUCGCGUCUUUCGACGGAGACCAACGAAGGCAAAUGUUCUGACUGAAAGUUCAGAACAAGUACCAGAAAAAGCGGUUUUGUUAGGAGGAGAGAAAGAGCCAAAGAAAAGGAAACCUAGGUUGUGUCGUUAUUUCAACGCUCCAGGUGGUUGUCUCAAAGGAAAUGAUUGCCAAUACAAACAUAGAGUGAUGAAGCCAAUUAUAGUUCCGUCGGUUAAAAUGGAAGAAGUUGAUGCAAAAAAUAUGGAAGAAAUCAACGCGAGAGUUGUGUUACCUCCAUCUACGAGUGGAAGUUGCAGACCUGUCAUUCCUCAGAAGAGACGAGUUCCCUUAAGCUCUAAAGGGACUGAUGCUCAGAAAGCUCUAUUGGAUCUAGAUGUAACAUAUUUCAAGACUAGAUAUCGAAAUGCUAAAAUUGAAAAAAGGAACGAUGAAUCUGUUCAAAUCGACUUUCGUUAUGACAUAACUGAGCCGGAUUGGGUUUUUGACAUUCGAUCUCUUCGAAUUAGACUUGUUCUCAGUAAGGCUCACCCGCUCGAACCCUUAAGUUUCUCACUGCUCGAGAAGGAAAAUAGUGGGCUGCCUGAAAUUCUGAGAAAACAUAUCCAAGAAACAGUUUCUGAGAACAUAAAAGAUACAUUUGAUGCCUUCUCUUCAAAGGACGCUUUUGAGACUUUUGGAAAACUGAUCUUCAGGUUCAUCGAUCGAAAUGUUUUGAAGAUGUUUGUUGAUGGUCUUACGAAGCUCAAACUGCAUAGAGAGGCAGAAGCGGCGGGAAUCUCUCUAGUUCUUCCCAAAGGAGCUAAUCAAAACAGCAGUUCUCAAGGCUCUAAUCAUUAUGAAGAGGGGGAGGAGGGGGAGGAAGAAGACGAAGAAGAUGAUGAUGAAGAAGAUGAAGAGGAGGAGGAGAGUGAAGGAGACGAACAUGACGAGAAUGAUGAAAACCUAAAGAAGGACCAGCGGGGAAUUAAUGCGAAUGCGAACAUCAGCUUAAGUGCCACGCCAUCCGAAUUACCUAUCGAAGUUGUCCUUAUUUGGAAUGACAAGAGUCAGAACAUUGCGAGUAUUGUACCGAAGAAACUCCGUAUCUCAAGUAAUUGUUUCCGAUGUAAGUUGAACUCGAUACACGAUGUGGAAUGCCGUGGUUCUGGCAAAACUUGGUGUUGCGAGAAAUGCUCUACAUUCCUAAGUCUAAAACUGGUUCCGCAAAUAGUUCAUGAGCAAUCAAAUGUGAUAGCUCGAAUGGAAGCUCGUGGAUGCAUCCAAUUCGAUUGUAUUCUCAAGGACAGCAAAAUGGAUUAUACCUGCUUUUUCUGCAACAAAGAAGAUACAGUCCAAAGUGUUUCCUUUGGAGAAGCUCAUAAAUCUUGGUGUCGACAGUGCCAUACAAGUUGCGAGUUUACCAUUUCUGCUAUAAGAUUCAGAGGAGACUUCACAUUAUGCACACAGGAGGUGAAAUCGCAGACGAAACUUCGUCGUCCCAAGAAAACGAAAACAGAUGUGGGAGUUGCCGUCACCCCAGGGCUGUCUCUACCCCAAUUGGGAACAUGCAAGCAUUAUAAGAAGAGCUAUAGAUGGUUUAGAUUCCCUUGUUGUGGUCGAACAUUCCCGUGCGACGUUUGUCAUGAAGAGGCCGGAUUAGGUCAUGAAAUGAAAGUCGCCAACCGUAUGAUCUGUGGCCAUUGCUCAAAUGAACAGCCAUUCCAAAAAGAUAAACCGUGCUCCAGUUGUAAUUCUGCAACGACGAGAAAGAAAUCUCAGUUUUGGGAAGGUGGUAAGGGUUGUAGAAAUCAGUUGUUGAUGAGCAAGAAUGAUGGACACAAAUUCAAUGGAAGUAGGAAGAAAUCUGUGUCGAAAGCUAAAGCAGAAACCUUAGUGACUAAGAACAAGAAAUGA